This is a messenger RNA of Daktulosphaira vitifoliae (grape phylloxera), 3519 nucleotides long. RefSeq lists its product as uncharacterized. The transcript is spliced from 17 exons. Gene Ontology annotation, biological process: long-chain fatty-acyl-CoA metabolic process. The record is from RefSeq and is a predicted model, not a curated record. NCBI's taxonomy places the organism in Eukaryota, Metazoa, Arthropoda, Insecta, Hemiptera, Phylloxeridae. Gene Ontology annotation, molecular function: alcohol-forming very long-chain fatty acyl-CoA reductase (NADP+) activity. Gene Ontology annotation, cellular component: peroxisome. Bases 130 to 3504 code for a protein of 1124 amino acids.
AAUUAUAUAUUUGCGUACUUAAUCACCAUUCCAGUGGUCGCAGCCGACGAGUGCACAACUUUCAAUAACUAAACUGUGUUUAUUUCAACUUUUUAAACGAAACAAUAAAAAUACCGAGAUAUUCUAAAUAUGAUGUCAGUCGAAGAAAAGUUCAUGAACUACAAACCACCAUUAUUACCAGAAAAUUUAGCACAUUUGCCUGACCGAGUUGCAAAUAGUUUUGCCGGAAAAACUAUUUUUAUAACAGGAGGAUCAGGAUUUUUGGGAAUGGUUUUGAUCGAAAAAUUAUUAAGGAAAUGUACCGAUAUAAAGAAAAUCUAUUUACUACUUCGGCCAAAGAAAGGGAAAGAUCCAAUGCAGCGACUUGAAGAUUUGUUUUCAUCAGAGUUAUUCAAUUACCUUAAAGAAUUGCAAGGUACAGAUUUUAUAAAAAAAAUAUCAGUUGUUGCUGGAGAUAUUGCCGAGAUAAAUUUAGGUAUACAAGAAGAUGAUCGUAAAAUUCUUAUUGACGAAGUAAAUAUUGUUUAUCAUGCGGCGGCUACAGUACGUUUUGAUGAACCUUUAAAAAAAGCAGUAUUUUUAAACACUAGAGGUACAAAGUUUGCAUUAGAACUGUCCAAAAAAAUGAAAAAACUCGAGGUCUUUGUCUAUGUUUCUACAGCUUACUGUCAUCCAUCAGAAACAGAAUUACAGGAAAAAAUUUACAAUUCUCCAGUUGAUCCUCACAAAAUAAUCCUAAGUAUGGAGAUAAUGGAAAAUAAAUACAUAGAAAAUAUUUCCAAACAAAUCGUGGGUGAUUUUCCUAAUUCGUAUGCAUUUACAAAAUGUCUUGCAGAACAAUUGGUGGCUGAACAAAUACAAUCUGGCAUGCCAUGUAUGAUUACUCGUCCCUCUGUAGUAAUUUCUAUUUGGAAAGAGCCUUUGCCAGGUUGGGCUUUGAACAAAAAUGGCCCUGUAGGAUUAUUUAUUGCUGCUGGAAAAGGAAUUGUUAGAACCAUGUAUUGUAACAAUAAAGGAUAUGCAGAUUUCAUUCCCGUUGAUACAGUUACUAAUGGACUUGUCUUAUCCGUUUGGAACUAUUUGGAAAAUAAAGAUACAUCCAAAAACGUUUUUAAUUUGACGUCAUGCAAAGAAUUGCGUGUCACGUGGCAAGAAAUUAUUGAAAAAGGUAGAGAAAUUCUUAAAGAGAUACCACUUAAUGGCUGUGUGUGGUAUCCAGGAGGCUCAUUUAAAAGUAGUAAAUUUCUUCAAAAUCUUUGUGCAUUUUUUUUACAUACCAUGCCUGCUUACUUUUUGGACGCUCUAAUAUAUCUGUCCGGUCACAAGCCAUGUUUAGUCAAUAUAAACGAUCGAAUCAAUAAAGGAUUUGAAGUAUUUGAAUACUAUACCAAUAACGUAUGGGACUUUAGAAAUGAUAAUCUGCGUUAUACAAGAACAAUUAUGAACGAGCGAGAAAAUUUUGAUUACAAUGUAAAUGUCUCUGAGUUGGACGUAAUAAGUUAUAUGAAAAAUAACAUAUUAGGAUGUCGAGUGUAUCUCAUGAAAGAACCUCAUGACACUCUGCCUGCCGCUCGUCGACAUUUGAAAAGGAUGUAUUAUGUUGAUCUUGUAACCAAAAUAAUUUUAUUUGGUCUUGUUUUUGCAUUUUUUUACUCGUGGUCCGAAACUAUAAUAGCAGCAAUUUUAAUGGUGUUGUAUUUAUUGCAACUCUUAUUCAAUUACUUGACAACAAUAAUCAAAAGGGAUCCUUCAUUCGGACAAGGAACAAAUAACGAGUUAAAUCACUGUCAUAUUUCUGUUGUGUUGUGGUCAUCAGCGAUACGCUUUCAAAUUCAUUUUGAUUUUCUUACAAAAACUACAGUUAUGUCAACUUACGAGGAAAGCUUCAUGAAUUACAGGCCACCAACCCUACCGGAAAAUCUUUCUCACCUACCAGACCGAGUAUCCAAAACUUUUGCUAACAAAACUAUUUUCAUUACUGGUGGCUCAGGAUUUCUCGGAAAAGUUUUACUGGAAAAGCUAUUAAGAAAAUCACGUGACAUAAAAAGAAUAUAUUUACUGCUCCGACCAAAAAAGGGAAAAGAUCCAAAACAGCGUAUAGAAGCUUUAUUUUCAAUUGAGUUAUUUAAUUAUAUAAAAGAAUUACAAGGAGAAAAAUGUAUGAAUAAAGUAAUCCCUAUUUCUGGUGAUGUUAGUAAAAUAAAUUUAGGCUUAACUCCAGAAGACUAUGUUAAACUUUCUGAAGAGGUUAAUAUUGUAUUCAAUAUGGCAGCAACUAUACGGUUCGAUGAGCCAUUGAAAAAAGCUGUGUUAAUAAAUACCCGGGGUACUAAAUAUACACUAGAAUUGGCAAAUGAAAUGAAAAAUCUGGAGUUAUUUGUACAUGUUUCAACGGCCUAUUGUCAUUUGAAUGAAAAGGUGUUGUACGAAAAAGUAUAUCCUCCUCCAGCUGAUCCACAUAAAAUUAUUAAAACUAUGGAAAUUUUGGAAGAUCAUUAUAUUGAUUCGAUCACCAAACAAAUCAUUGGCAUAUUUCCUAAUACUUAUGCGUUCACAAAAUCCCUCUCGGAGCAUUUAGUGGUCGAACAGAUGCAAGCUGGAUUGCCAUGCAUAAUAACUCGCCCAUCAGUUGUUAUUCCUAUUUGGAAUGAGCCUCUCCCUGGCUGGACAGAUAAUAUGAAUGGCCCCAUUGGUUUGCUUAUCGGAGCUGGGAAAGGAGUGAUCCGUAGCAUGUACUGUGACAACAAUGGUUACGAAGAUUUUUAUCCAGUAGACAUAACAGUAAAUGCCCUACUUGUCUAUGCAUGGAACUACAUCGCUAAUAAGGACACAGCCAAAAGUAUUUACCAUCUAACAUCCGGUAAUGAAAUCAAGGUAUCAUAUCAAGAUUUGAUUGACAUUACCAAAGAAAUAGCUGUAACUGAGAUACCGCUAAAUGGCUGUGUCUGGUAUCCGGGUGGAAGCUUAAAAAAAAGUAGAUUUGUUCAUAAUAUUAGCGCCUUUUUUUUCCAUACUAUUCCGGCUUAUCUUUUAGAUGCUCUAAUAUUUUUAUCAGGAAAUAAACCUUGUAUGCGCCGCAUUCAAGAUAAAAUUAAUAAGGGAUUUGAAGUUUUUGAGUACUACGCUAACAAUCAAUGGGAUUUUAGAAACGAUCACGUUACUCACAUUAGAAAAAUCUUAAACGACCGAGAAAAUUUUGAAUACAAUGUUAGAUAUGAUAAUCUAGUUAUUCGAGACUACAUUAAGAACUGCGUCAUGGGUGCUCGAGUUUAUAUAUUGAAAGAAAUGCCAGACACAUUACCUAGUGCAAGAAGACAUAUAAAAUUAAUGUAUUAUGUUGACAUAAUUAGCAAAUUGUUAUUGCUUGCUCUUUUAUUUUGGACAGUAUUCAAAUGGUCUGAUAUUAUCAUUGAAAUUAGUUCAUUCAUUUUAGAUGUGAUUAAAAUGAUUUUUGACUUAGGUCGAUCAGUAUUCAAGUCAAAUUAUUUAGUAAAUCAUCGAUAAAUAAUUAAUUAUGAA